This is a messenger RNA of Dipodomys ordii (Ord's kangaroo rat), 942 nucleotides long. Its product is annotated as olfactory receptor 502-like. Gene Ontology annotation, biological process: G protein-coupled receptor signaling pathway; sensory perception of smell. Gene Ontology annotation, molecular function: olfactory receptor activity; odorant binding; G protein-coupled receptor activity. The transcript has a single exon. NCBI's taxonomy places the organism in Eukaryota, Metazoa, Chordata, Mammalia, Rodentia, Heteromyidae. The record is from RefSeq and is a predicted model, not a curated record. The coding region runs from base 1 to 942 and encodes 313 amino acids. Gene Ontology annotation, cellular component: membrane.
AUGGAUUCCCUUGUAGAUAGGAACCAUACCACAGUGACAGAGUUCAUUUUAUUGGGCUUAACACAAGAUCCAGUCCUUCGAGUCAUCCUCUUCAUCAUCAUCCUGUGCAUCUACCUGGUGACCAUAGCUGGAAAUCUCUGCACAAUCCUUCUCAUCAGAGUCUCCACUCAGCUCCACCACCCCAUGUACUUUUUCCUCAGCCAUUUAGCUUUUGUGGACAUGGUGUUUUCAUCUUCUGUCACUCCCAACAUGUUGGUUAACUUCCUAAUGGACAAAAAUGUAAUCUCCUACCAUGGAUGUGGCAUUCAGCUGGGUACAGUUGUUUUCUUUGGGGCAGCUGAGUGCUUUCUUCUGGCUUCCAUGGCCUAUGAUCGCUUUGUGGCCAUCUGCAGCCCACUGCUUUAUUCAACCAAAAUGUCCACACAAGUCUGUGUCAAGUUAAUUAUAGUAGCUUACACUGGUGGGUUUUUUGAUGCUUCCUCCUUUACCAUUUCCUUCUGUUCAUUUCGCUUCUGUGGACCCAACAGAGUCAAUCAUUUCUUCUGUGACUUUGCUCCCCUACGGGAAGUUGCCUGUUCUGAAGACAGUGUCCUCAUAUUUCUUUCUACAUUGACUGCUGGCUUCAUUGUUGUCUUCACAGUAGUUGUCAUAACCAUCUCCUAUAUCUAUAUUUUUAUCACCAUUCUAACGAUGCGCUCCACUGAGGGCCGCCACAAGGCCUUCUCCACCUGCACCUCCCACCUCACGGCAGUUUCUCUGUUCUAUGGAACCAUUACAUUCAUUUAUGUGAUGCCCAAAUCCAGCUACUCCACUGAUCAGAAUAAGGUGAUAUCUGUGUUCUACAUGGUGGUGAUUCCCAUGUUGAACCCCCUCAUCUACAGCCUCAGGAACAAUGAGAUUAAGGGGGCUCUAAAAAGAGAGCUUGGUAGGAAAAAAUUCUAG